CCCGCGGGCGCCCCGCCUGAGGAGGACGCGGCGGCGGCGGCGGCGAGGCCGCGGGAGGCCGCGGAGGAUGGAGGAGCGGAAGGAGGAGGGCGAGGCCGAGAUCCAGGAGCACGGGCCGGAGCACUGGUUCUCCAAGUGGGAGCGGCAGUGCCUGGCCGAGGCCGAGCAGGACGAGCAGCUGCCCCCCGAGCUGCAGGAGGAGGCGGCGGCCGCCGCGCAGCCCGAGCACAAGCAGCAGAAGCUGUGGCACCUCUUCCAGAACUCGGCCACCGCCGUGGCCCAGCUCUACAAAGACCGAGUGUGUCAGCAGCCAGGACUUUCUCUCUGGGUCCCCUUCCAAAACGCGGCCACCGCCGUCACCAACCUCUACAAAGAAAGCGUGGAUACUCAUCAGCGAAGUUUUGAUAUUGGAAUUCAGAUUGGCUAUCAGCGACGCAAUAAGGAUGUGUUGGCUUGGGUUAAAAAGCGCAGAAGAACUAUUCGUAGAGAAGAUUUGAUCAGCUUCCUGUGUGGAAAAGUUCCUCCACCACGAAACUCUAGAGCUCCCCCAAGACUGACUGUAGUGUCCCCUAACCGAGCUACUUCAACGGAAACUAGCUCAUCUGUAGAGACUGAUUUGCAACCCUUCCGGGAAGCCAUAGCUCUGCAUGGUCUUAGUGGUGCAAUGGCUAGUAUAAGCGUGCGUUCGAGUACCCCAGGCUCUCCUACACAUGUAAGCAGUGGAUCGAAUGCUAGUCGAAGGAGAAAUGGACUCCAUGAUGUCGAUUUGAACACUUUCAUAUCAGAAGAAAUGGCACUCCACUUGGACAAUGGUGGAACUAGAAAGCGUACCUCAGCCCAGUGUGGCGAUGUCAUUACAGACUCACCAACCCAUAAACGCAACAGAAUGAUCUAAACUGCAGACAUUUUCACACCCACCAUGCUGCUUGAAAGCCACUUGAUCCUCAACAUAUACUAUUAUUGCAAAGGAAACAUGAGGCCAUCUUCCCUUGUUCACUGUUUAAGACAAGUGAAUUCUAUAGUGGUUGCCAUAAAAGGAAGUUCUAGGUAUUUACAGUAGAUGCCUCUUGUAACUAUGGCUUUCUUAAAACUAUAAUCCUAGCAGAGGACAUCAGAUAUCGUGUAGUCAUUAGCAAGAUCAUCAUAGGCAAACAUAUAUCCGUUCCAAGGCUAAAAGUGACCUUAACUGUAUUUAUUCUCAAAGGGAAAGGAAAUAUCAGAUGUUUAUUUGGUUUAUAGAAUGCUUUUUUUUUCUUUUUCUUUUUUCUUUUUUUUUUUUUUUUUUUGGUCCAUUUCCUGCUGUGUUGAGUAUUUUGCUUCAACAGUAUUGCCAGGUUCCUAAAAUUAUCUCAAACCCAUGAUUUGGCUUCCUCGUCAAAUCUGCAGGCUUCCAUUUUUUGCAGCAGCACUGUACCAUGCACCUGGUCUCUAUGUAGUCACAGUGUGCAACUUCUAACGAUUGGACUGUGCCCUGUUUUAGUUUUCCAAGCAGUUUCUAAUUCUGGUGAUUGUGUGAUGUAAAGAGGUGCUAUGAUGGUCAUGCAAUUAAUACUUAAUAUUGAAUCAAUACACAGAACUUUAUCGGAUUCACUUUGUGUGUGUUAGCGCUCUAAAAGUAGCAAUAUUAUUAAAUUGUCCCCAGAUUGACCCUGUAGGCUUAAAAUACUCCCGUUUUUAAGACAAGUACUACUUCCCAUGCAGGGUACUGUUCCUUAUGGUAAAUGUAAACAUGUAGACUGCAUUCAAGGGGGACCUGAAGUAGAGAGGUCAUGACCUUUGAGGAUGGGCUUCCUUUUUGGUUCAGUAUUAGCAAGAGGGCGAUGGAUGGUGGGGGAGGGUAGGGAUUCCAGUCUUGUGUCCUGUUCCACAUUUUUUUUAUGAAUGCCCUACUUUGUGCAGUUUCGGUUGGAAUGGUGGGAGAUAAAGGUCUUUUAUCUGCUAAUAAUGUGAUCACAACUUAAGUAGAAACAGCCCACUCUGCAGUCCCUCUCCCCUAACAAUUGCAGUUUGGAAUCUUAUUCUGGAAGAGAUGGAAUCGCAUGGAGGCUCUCUAGAUGUUAGGUAGACCUAAAUAAAGGUUCCAAGUAGAUCCUCUGUUGAGUCCCUAUAAGACCUCUUGUAGCCACAAUGUUUUAGAGCAUGUUUGAUUGUUUCCUCUUCAUUUUUAAUAUCUUGAACUGAAUGAUAGUCUUUUUUAGAAGAAGAACUGAUGUCAGCCUGCCAGGUACUGUAAUUUAUUCUAUCAUAUUAUUAUAUUAUAUCAAGUAGGACAGUGAAAAUGUUUCCUUGCAAACUUGUAGUCCAGUAUCAGUUAACUUCCUGUUUUUAUCCUGAAAAGACCAUUGCAAAUCAGUGUAAGGGUUUUUUCCAGUAAUUAACUUACAGCACUUUGUUGAAGUUUGCAAUUCCUUCAGCCAUUUAAUAAUAAUCUUUCUGUGAAGAAAUGUUGCUAAGUUAACCAUAAUAUUCAUUGACUGGGUGGGAGGUGAAUGGAAUGUCACAGAUGUGUGAGCUGAAGUUCUGUGCUCGUUAUAGAUCUAGCCCUUAGUUAAAAACAAGUCAAUUCCAUACUUAAACUAGGAAUGAAAGUGAGGUGUUUUCUAAAUUUUUGCGAAAGUGAAUCAGUUUUUGUUUGAAUAUAAUAGGAGGAAGAAUUACAGCAAUGUCAUUUUACCUGAAACAGACAAGCCUGUGUAUUAUGAAUACUUUCAAGCUUCCCUUUGGAAUAUGCCCAGAAAUGCAUUUGGAGUUAUCUUUGUUUUUUCUGUCAUUGUAAAUUUAGAUUCUGGAAUUGGCGUUUGGUGAUGUGAAGCGUUGCUCACGAGUGGCCAGAACUCCUCUUCCUAAAGGAUUUUGAGAUUGAGGAACACCUGUAUAACCUCCCCUCUAUGCCUUGGUUCUAGUUCCUCCCUCUGAGUUGAAUAACCAUUUUUUAAUUUUUUUUGUUUUUGUUUUAGUUGGUGCUCUGACGCUUAAUCUCAGUACCCUUUACUCUUGAUUGUCAAAUUUUGAUAAAACAUGUGCCAUUUUCUUUGGUAAGAGAAAGCAGGUCUCAUGUCUGCCAGAACACGAUUUAUAUGCCUUAUUGGCUCCAUUAAACUUUUAAAAAACUUUAGCACUCGUUACUUUCUUCCACUGCAUUUAACCUCAAAUGCUAUUUGUCAACCUCCUCAUAACUCCUCCACCUGCUCUGUCUCCUGGCUCUCUCCCGCGACCCCCUUCCCCCACCCUCCAAGCACAAAAUAACCCUAAGAUCUAGGAGUAGAAAGGGAAAUGAUUUCUCAUAGGAAUACUUAGUUCUGACUGCUAGAUUUUUGAAACCUUUGUGCCAUUUUAGAUGCAAACAAAUCAUGGAAGAUUGCAUAUUGUGUGGUACCUUUUUUUAAUAACAUUCUUUUUUUCUUCAGUCUCUUGAGAACAUUGUAGGCUGAAUUUUAAAACUUAACAGUUUACUUUGGGAGAAUGGAACCUCCCUUUAUCUUUUAAGCUAGAUUCUCAGAUUUUUUUUAGACAUCACAGCUCGUUAGAUCUGUUCCUGUCACCCUAACUUGGCAUGAGUGGGUUGAGUUCAUCCUUCUGCUGCAGUGUUCUGAGCAUGGCUGAAGCAUUAAAAACUUAAUUAUAAUGUUUAGUACCUUAUAGAGCAAAAUUAAUGGAAAGCAUUUGGCUGAAUCUAAAGACCCACAGUCAAAUUCUUCAAUGUGGUUUAUUUACCCAACCUGGAGUAGUGGUACACACCUUAAAUCAUUCAAUGAAUAAAUCAUUUAAAAAACUGAAAAA
Messenger RNA from Canis lupus familiaris (dog), 3780 nucleotides. RefSeq names its product chromosome 6 C16orf72 homolog (gene HAPSTR1). The record is from RefSeq and is a predicted model, not a curated record. NCBI's taxonomy places the organism in Eukaryota, Metazoa, Chordata, Mammalia, Carnivora, Canidae. The transcript has 4 exons. The coding region runs from base 68 to 895 and encodes 275 amino acids.